CGACCAAUCAAGGGCAAGGUGAGGUGCAAAACCAGCCGGCUCCCCGGGGGAGCCAGUCACAGGCUUGGGGCCAUGGCGGAGCUGCAGCAGCUGCAGGAGUUUGAGAUUCCCACCGGCCGGGAGGCGCUUCGGGAAAACCACAGCGCCCUGCUGCGGGUGGCCGACUACUGUGAGAACAACUAUGUGGAGGCCACAGACAAGCGGAAGGCACUGGAGGAGACCAUGGCCUUUACCACCCAGGCCCUGGCCAGCGUGGCCUACCAGGUGAACAACCUGGCCGGGCACACUCUGCGCAUGUUGGACCUGCAGGCAGCUGGCUUGCGGCAGGUGGAGGCCCGGGUGAGCACGCUGGGCCAGAUAGUGAACAUGCAUAUGGAGAAAGUGGCCCGAAGGGAGAUCGGCACCUUGGCCACCGUCCAGCGGCUGCCUGUGGGUCAGAAAGUCAUCGCCCCCGAGAGCCUGCCUCCCCUUACGCCCUACUGCAGGAGACCCCUCAACUUCGGCUGCCUGGAUGACAUUGGCCAUGGGAUCAAGGACCUGAGCACGCAGCUGUCGCGGACCGGCACUCUGUCUCGCAAGAGCAUCAAAGCACCUGCCACACCCGCCUCCGCCACGCUGGGGAGAGCGACCCGAAUCCCCGAGCCGGUGCAGAUCCCGGUGGUGCCGGACGGCAAACUCUCGGCUGCCUCCUCGGUCUCUUCACUGACUUCGGCCGGCAGCGCUGAAGGCGUCGGUGGGGUCUCGCAGAGCAAGGCGGCGGCCGCACCCCCACCCCCACCCCCACCUCUCCCCGGUUCCAUGGCUCCACCCGCUCCACCCGCCCCUGCCGUCUCUGACGUCUUCCUGCCGCCCCCUCCGCCGGAGGACCUGUCCCUGCCCCCGCCCGACCUGGAGCUGCCCCCACCUCUGGACCUGGCCCCGCUCCCACUCACAGAUAUGGAUGAACUGGGGCUGCUGCCUCCGCCCCCACCAGGCUUCGAGACCGAAGAGCCCAGUUGGGUUCCUGCUUCCUACUUAGAGAAAGUGGUGACACUUUACCCGUACACCCGCCAGAAGGACAACGAGCUCUCCUUCUCUGAGGGGACCGUCAUCUGCAUCACCCGCCGCUACUCCGAUGGCUGGUGCGAGGGCGUCAGCUCCGAGGGGACUGGAUUCUUCCCCGGGAACUAUGUGGAGCCCAGCUGCUGACAGCCCAAGGCUCUGUGGGCCACGACCCAGGCUCCACCCUGAGUGAGCCUGUUGAGCUCCAGGCCAAAGUCAACUCCAAAGUCAGGGCUGCCACAGGCCUGCUCGCCUCUCUGGGCUCUGAGCUGUGUCUGUUCCUUUCCCCAUUGUGGCGGGAAGUCCUGGCGCUAGAGAGGAGAUACCCCGAGGCCCGAAGCAGAAAGGAAAGAACUGGAAGCCAAGGAGUUGGGUGGUUUUGUCCAUAAAAGACCCCCAUCCACGCAGGAUGGAGUCUCCAGCUGCAGGUGCCAACUUUGAAUAAAACUCUGCUGACCUCAUGAUUGCCCUGCAGGGCUGAGGAGUCAGGAGGGACUGAAAGCAUCCCAGUUUUAAGGUUCCUGACAAUCCCUGGGCGCCCUCUGCCUGCCUCAGCAGCAGUGUCGCUCCCAGAUCCCCACUAAGUGCCCUCCACACUUGACCCGGAUGCCCCUCUUCAGCUACUGAGCGCACCUUGUUCUCCCUGUUGCUGAGUGUUGUUCAGUCUUGGUUCACUCAAG
Messenger RNA from Talpa occidentalis (Iberian mole), 1721 nucleotides. It is a transcript of the gene ABI3, whose product is annotated as ABI family member 3. The transcript has 8 exons. Lineage: Eukaryota; Metazoa; Chordata; Mammalia; Eulipotyphla; Talpidae. Gene Ontology annotation, cellular component: lamellipodium. The record is from RefSeq and is a predicted model, not a curated record. Gene Ontology annotation, molecular function: SH3 domain binding. The coding region runs from base 73 to 1188 and encodes 371 amino acids. Gene Ontology annotation, biological process: regulation of cell migration.